AUGUGUGUCUUUGCAGGUAUGAGCCCGGCCUCUGUGACUCUGGCCAGUGCCCUCCAGGUCCGGGGUGAAGCUCUAUCUGAGGAGGAAAUCUGGUCCCUCCUGUCCCUGGCGGCUAAGCAGCUCCUGGAGGACCUUCGUGAUGAUUCCUCGAACUAUGUGGUCUGCCCCUGGUCAGUCUUGCUUUCUGCGACCGGAAGUCUUUCCUUCCAAGAUCAUAUUUCCCAUAUAGAGGCAGCUCCUUUCAAGGCCCCUGAACUGCUACAGGGACAGAGCGAUGAUGAGCAGCAUGAUGCAUCUCAGCCCCUGCAGCUUUGCCAACCCCUGCACUGCAUCUUGCUGACCAUGUGUGAAGACCAGCCUGGCAGGCGGCUGCCUCUGCAGUCUGUCCUGGAAGCUUGUCAGAUUCAUUGGGAAGAAGCGGCUGUCCAUCCGACUUCUGCCAAUCUCCACGUCAGACAGCUGGUCUGCUUGGUCCUGGGCACCAUCUCUGAGGUGGAGAGGAGGGCUGUGGAGGAGAGCUCCUCUGGGCAGCGAGACAGAAGCCACCUGCUCAGGAACAGGCUGCAUCAAGCGAGCUAUGAGAGCCAGGCGGCGUGGGCUCUGGGGUGUCCGCAUCGCUGCAGAGUUUCAGAGAGAAGCACAGAGACCCAGAGCUCCCUGGAGCCCGGACUGAACAUCUCAGCACAUGAUCGCUGUAGCAUCUCUGUGAACAGCGCCCUUCCAGUUCAAGUUCCCCCAGAUCUUCAGGAAGGCCGACGGCUCAGCUCCGGUUCUGCUCUCCCAGAAAACUCACGGCCGGCAACUCCUUCCCAAAGGGGUUUUUUGCAAAGAAAGGGAAAGUUCUCCAGGCCGGAGUUCGCCCUGAUGGCUGGAGAGGCCCCGGUGACCUUGUAUCUGCCUGGAUCAAUUGUGACCAAAAAAGCCAAGUCGUACUUGGCUCUCAGGGGCCUCCGUGUGGUGCUGCUGAGCGGGCAGUGCCUGGAGGUGAAAUGUGACGUCACGUCGACAGUGGGAGCUGUCUUCAGUGCCAUUGUAUCCUUUGCCAACCUUGGGGAGCUCACCUACUUUGGCUUGGCUUACAUGAAGGGUAAAGAGUUCUUUUUCUUGGAUGCUGAAACCAGGUUGUGCAAAAUAGCCCCUGAAGGCUGGAGUGAGCAGCCCCAGAAGAAGAGCUCCCCAAAUAACUUUGUGCUCUUUCUAAGGAUAAAGUUCUUCGUGAGUCACUAUGGGCUGCUCCAGCACAGCUGGACAAGGCAUCAAUUUUACCUGCAACUUCGGAAAGACAUCCUGGAGGAGAAGCUGUAUUGCAAUGAUGAGACUCUGUUGCAGCUGGGGGUCCUUGCCCUGCAGGCUGAAUUUGGCAGUUAUCCAGAGGAGGUAGAGAACAAAGCCUAUUUUCGAGUUGAAGAUUAUAUCCCUGCAAGUCUCAUUGAGAGGAUGACGGCUCUCCGGGUCCAAGUGGAAGUCUCAGAGAUGCACCGUUUGAGUCCUGUGCUUUGGGGAGAGGAUGCUGAGUUGGAGUUCUUGAGGGUCACUCAGCAGCUCCCAGAAUAUGGUGUGCUGGUGUACCAAGUUCUCCCAGAGAAGACAAGGCCAGAAGGGGAAAUGGCCUUGGGGAUCUGUGCCAAGGGUGUCAUAGUAUAUGAAGUGAGAAACAACACCAGAAUUGCAACUUUACGGUUUCAGUGGAGAGAAAUUGAAAAGAUUUUGGCUUAUCGAAAGAAGUUCAUCAUCACAAGCAGCAUCACUGGGAAAAAGCACACAUUUGUCACUGAUUCAGUCAAGACCUGUAAAUAUUUGCUGGGCCUGUGCUGCGCCCAGCAUGGGUUUAACGCUCAGAUGAGCUCUCCUGGAAGUGAUGGACCCAGCAUCAUUCUUGUGGACUCUGAUAAGUGUGUGCAACUGGCCAGUCUGAGUCUUGCACACCUGGCCCAGUCCAACCAACUCACUUGGAUUCAGAGACUGUCAUGCUCAGAAAACGCGCUGUUCGUACCUGGACUGGAGGAUGCCGCGGGAGGCCUGCUGCACAGGUCCCUGGAUAACUUCACCAUGGACACCAGCAGGGGGACGAGGGCACAAAGACUCAGAGGCAGCCCCUGCCUUGGCCGAGAGCAGCUGGAGCGUCUCUGUUUGAUUCAGAAGCCAACAACUUGUGACCCUCUCUCUAGGCAGCCUGCUCAGAGCAUGCUCACAGGAUCACGAAAUAACAGGAGAAGGAGCUUUAUAGCUGAACCAGAUGGAGAAAUUGUGCAUGUGACUCUGAGCCGGGACCCACACCGUGGUUUUGGUUUUGUGAUUAAUGAGGGGGAAGAUGUAGGCAAAGUCGAUCCUGGCAUCUUUAUAUCUUCUAUUAUACCUGGGGGACCAGCUGAAAAAGCCAAAAAGAUAAAACCAGGAGGGCAGAUACUAGCCCUGAAUCACAUCAGUCUGGAGGGCUUCACAUUCGAUAUGGCUGUUAGAAUGAUUCAGAAUUCUCCUGACAACAUAGAAUUAAUCAUUUCUCAGUCAAAAGGUGUUUGUGGCAAUACCUCAAGCGAGGAGAAGAACAGCACAGCCAAUUCAGGGGUAUUCUCUACAGACAGCCUGAGCAAUGGGCACCGGGGUAGUUUUUCAUCACAUACACAAGACCGGGAGAGAAAUAUCGAAGAACUGGAAAUGGCUCAGACUCAGAGUUUAAUGCCCAGGUUGAGGACUCAGCUGUCUGCUCUGCCAUUAAAGGGUGCUGGUUCUUCCUGUCCUCCAUCACCUUCAGAAACCAAUGCCAGCGAAAUUUACUUCGUGGAGCUGGUUAAAGAAGAUGGGACACUUGGAUUCAGCGUGACUGGAGGAAUUAACACAAGUGUGCUCUGUGGAGGUAUCUACGUGAAAUCCAUCGUUCCUGGAGGGCCAGCUGCCAAAGAAGGGCGGAUCCUGCAGGGUGACCGGCUCUUGCAGGUGGAUGGAAUGAGUCUGUGUGGCCUCACCCACAAGCAGGCUGUGCAGUGCCUCAAGGGCUCUGGACAGGUUGCAAGACUGGUCUUAGAAAGAAGAAGCCCCAGGAUUGCACAGCAGUGUCCUUCUGCUAAUGACAGGAUGGGAGAUGAGUGCACGGCUGUUUCCUUGGCAACAGUCUUGCCUGGAAGGCCCGCAAGCAGUGUCUCGGCGACAGAUGGCCCCAAGUUUGAAGUCAAGCUAAAAAAGAAUGCCAGUGGCUUGGGAUUCAGUUUUGUGCAGAUGGAGAGCGAGCACUGCGGCCACCUCAAGAAUGAUCUUGUGAUGAUUAAGCGGCUCUUCCCUGGGCAGCCGGCGGAGGAGAAUGGGGCCAUUGCAGUUGGUGACAUAAUCCUGGCUGUGAAUGGAAGGUCCACGGAAGGCCUGGACUUCCAGGAGGUGCUCCAUUUACUUCGAGGAGCCUCACAGGAAGUCACGCUCCUGCUUUGCCGACCCCCUCCAGGUGCGCUGCCUGAGAUGGACCAGGGCUGGCAGACACCUGUGCUCACAGCAGACAAAGAAUUCACCAGAGCAACGUGUACUGACUUGGAGCAGAGCCCCAGCCUGGAUCAAGAGGACAGCCGGAGGGACAGUGCCUCCCCAGACACAGGGGAAGGCCUGGGUCUCCGGCCAGAGUCUUUCCAACAAGCCAGCCAAGAGGCACAGUGGGACCAAGACAUAGAGAGACCCUGGGCCACUUCCUUGACUGGUCCUCGGGAUUCCUUCCCUCAUUUAUGCAGACUUCACCAAGAAAUGGAGGCAUCAACCUUGGCUACCUCUUUGGAGAAGGAUUUGAGGCAAAACUGCGAUUCAGUUUGUGAUAUCAGGAGACUUGGAAGAUUUUCCUACUCAUCUUCUCUAACCAGACUCUCUACAGAUAUUUUCUGA
Cervus elaphus (red deer) is the source of this 3858-nucleotide messenger RNA. RefSeq names its product FERM and PDZ domain containing 2 (gene FRMPD2). Gene Ontology annotation, cellular component: cytoskeleton. Gene Ontology annotation, molecular function: protein binding. The transcript is spliced from 28 exons. The record is from RefSeq and is a predicted model, not a curated record. NCBI's taxonomy places the organism in Eukaryota, Metazoa, Chordata, Mammalia, Artiodactyla, Cervidae. The coding region runs from base 1 to 3858 and encodes 1285 amino acids.